Messenger RNA from Yarrowia lipolytica CLIB122, 1032 nucleotides. RefSeq lists its product as uncharacterized. The record is from RefSeq and is a predicted model, not a curated record. Gene Ontology annotation, molecular function: coenzyme A diphosphatase activity; manganese ion binding; magnesium ion binding. Gene Ontology annotation, biological process: coenzyme A catabolic process; nucleoside diphosphate metabolic process. Lineage: Eukaryota; Fungi; Ascomycota; Dipodascomycetes; Dipodascales.
AUGUCGCGUUUGCUGAACUCUCUGCGGGCGUACGCGCGCACUUCGCAACACGUGACCAACAACUCCGUGUGGUCCGAGCUCCCGCUUUCCCGCCGGGCGUCAGUGCUGGUCUUGCUGUUUGAGAGCGAGAAUGGGCUGUCCGUGUUGCUGACACAAAGAGCACACAACAUGCGGAGUUACUCGGGCCACGUAGCGUUCCCCGGCGGCAAGGCCGACUUUGACACCGAGUCUGCGCUUCAAGUUGCGCGACGAGAGUCCUGGGAGGAGGUGGGACUUGUAUCCAUUGAUCCGACAGACUCUCAGCAACGGGUCAUUGGAGACCUGACAAUCAACACACACACAUCCGACGAAGUCGACACACACGACUGUCUGACGCCACCACUCAAUAAGAACUUGGCUGUUGAAAUCGAACCGCUAUGCGAGCUACCCUCAUAUCUCAGUUACAACCUGCUGGCUGUCAAGCCUUGUGUGGCCUAUGGAAGGGUCGUGGAGCUCAACAAACUGUCCGAACCAGGCAACUUUGAGGAAUACAAAUACCACGACUCGCCCAACUCGCUCAAAUCAGCCCCCUCGGUGCUGGAUACGUUGCACCCGUGGGUGGAGGACCAUGCCGAGGUGUACGAGUACUUUGAGGCGCCGUUCGACCGGUUCACCAAGAAGGGCGACGGUUGGUACCGACUGCAAAAGUGGAACUGGGGAGGAAUCCACUGGCCACAACUGCACUUUAAUGUGCUGCGCAAAACUCACAAGACCAUUGGAGAACGCGGAUGGUACGACGUGUGGGGGUUGACUGCCCGGAUCCUCGUGGACGCAGCCACCAUCGCCACAGGAAAGCCGCCGGAGGUGGAUUGCAUGAAGGUUGUGGGCGAUGAGGAUCUGAUCAGAGGCCUGGCGGAGAAUGGCCGGAUGCCUGAACAGAGAGUACACGGAGAAACCAUCACCGACUUUGUCAGUAUUCUUGGCAAGGAUAGCCCUCUGAUUGCUGCAAGGAAUGGCAUCAUUAAGGGCACUACUGCUGCCGCGGCUGCCUAA